Messenger RNA from Seriola dumerili (greater amberjack), 1940 nucleotides. RefSeq names its product protein kinase C and casein kinase II substrate protein 3-like. The transcript has 10 exons. Bases 244 to 1407 code for a protein of 387 amino acids. The record is from RefSeq and is a predicted model, not a curated record. Gene Ontology annotation, molecular function: phospholipid binding; protein binding. NCBI's taxonomy places the organism in Eukaryota, Metazoa, Chordata, Actinopteri, Carangiformes, Carangidae. Gene Ontology annotation, cellular component: cytoplasm; plasma membrane; endosome. Gene Ontology annotation, biological process: plasma membrane tubulation; regulation of endocytosis; cytoskeleton organization.
GGAUUCCUCCAGCUGUUUUUCUAAUAGAGUGGAGAGAAAGUGAGAGGGUGAUAGUCAAAGAAGGGCCGGAGACCUAAACAGCCUGAUAGGAGGAAGACAGAGAGUUAAAGAAGCAAAGGAUGGGGUUAAAGUAAGGGAGCAGAAGAGAAAGAGGAAGAGGAGUUCAUCCUGGAAUGACUGUGAACUAGAAUAUCACAGCUGACGGGGGAGUAGAGCAAGAGAGAGACAGACACGUUCCCAAUAAUGGCGAGUCUCCCCAAAGAGCCACCCGAGGAUGCAAAGAAACAGAGCUUCUGGAUGCCGGGCAAUUAUGUGCGUACAGUGCACCGAACUGAGCAGUCCUUCCAGGCCUGCAACGACAUUGUGGCCUGUUUCAUGGAGAGAGCAAAGGUAGAAAAACAGUACGCCCAGCAGCUCAGCCAGUGGAGCAGCAAGUGGAAGUCCAUAGUGGAUUCUCGGCCACUUUAUGGCUCCCUCAUGAGGGCGUGGCAGUGUUUCUUCACUUCCACCGAGCGUUUGUCCGAACUCCACUCCUCCAUCUCCCAGUCUCUCAUCACUGAGGAAGGGCACCGGGUGAAGACCUGGCAGAAGGAGACCUUUCCAAAGAAAAUCUUUUGUGGGUUCAGGGAGAGCCACGACAACAACACAAGUUUUUCACAAGCCCAGAAACCUUGGUCCAAAAAGCUGAUAAAGCUGGAGAAGGCUCGAGUUGCAUACCACAAGUCGUGCCAGAGGGAGCAAACAGCCCUUGACAAAGAGAAACAAGCAAAUGAAAACUCUGAGAUGAGUCCAGAGAAAAAGCAGAAGAUCACCGAGGCCAGAGAGAAGACCACAGAGGAGAAAGAAAAGACUAGAGAUCGCUAUGAGAAACUGCUGGAGGAUGUGACGUCCUACACACCUCACUACAUGGAGGAGAUGGAGGCCAUUUUUGAACAGUCGCAGGAGGAGGAGAGGAAAAGGAUCAGCUUUCUGAAACAGGCUUUCCUCUCCAUCCACAGACAUCUGGACAUCACCAACAAUGAGAGUGUGAAGGCUGUGUACAGUGAACUCCAUCAAACUCUGAUGGCCAUCAAUGAUCAGGAUGAUCUCAAAUGGUGGAAGAACAACCACGGUCCUGGCAUGCCCACCGACUGGCCAAAGGUUGAGGAAUGGGUUCCACCAGUAAAAAAGCUAAAUCGAAAGAAAAGAGACCAGAAAAGAAAAGAGAGCCGACCUGUGAUGAUUGGGGGUGUGAAGGUGCGAGCUCUGUACGACUAUGUGGGAGAGGAGGGUGACGAGCUGUCCUUUAAAGCAGGUGAAAUGUUCCUGAAGGUGGAAGAGGAGGAUGACCAGGGCUGGUGUAGAGGAGUAUUGAGCGGAGGGAAGGAGGGCUUCUACCCGGCCAAUUAUGUUGAAGUUGUCGAGUGACAUCACGCUGUCCAAUAUUUUAUGUUGUGAACUUAUCUCUCAUGAAGAGUUUGUUUUUAAAUCUUCUAAAAUUAACAAUUAUUAUCAUUUAACAUCUAAGAUGUUUCUGAUUCUGAGUUAAUGUCAGAUAUAAUCUGUUCCCAGCUAUUUUGAAAUGUAAAGCUUUAAGGCCUUAAUAUUCUAACCUACUUGGUUUGAGUAUGAAUUAACUUAUCACACUAGAAUGUACUGUUUGUGGAAGAGUUAUAUGUGUAUAUGUGUGAGUGUGUAUGUGUGUUUGCAUGCAUGUGUGCACGAUCAGAUGAAACAAAAGAAAACGAGAGAAUAUUUAUUUACCGCCAUCUUGUCUGAGUCAUUAGGUUACUGUAAUAAAAAUAGCUGAUAAUGAAAGGUUUACCCAGCCACAGGUUUACCAUGAUGUGUGCCCACAAGGUUAAUGUUUACUUGAUGCGUAUUAUGCAGAAGCACACAGAAGUUACUUUGACUGAGGGGAAUGGAUUUUCACAAUAAAACUAUAUUUGUUUUGCUUCUAA